Kwoniella shivajii is the source of this 393-nucleotide messenger RNA. RefSeq lists its product as uncharacterized. The transcript has 4 exons. The coding region runs from base 1 to 393 and encodes 130 amino acids. Lineage: Eukaryota; Fungi; Basidiomycota; Tremellomycetes; Tremellales; Cryptococcaceae. The record is from RefSeq and is a predicted model, not a curated record.
AUGAGAUCAGCCAUCUUAGCCACUUCAUGCGGUUUACGAGCUUCUUUAGCUCGACGUACACCUGUCGCUCGUCGAUUCAUCCAUUCAUCAUAUAGGGUAUUAGCUUCCGAAGCUCCAAAAGACCCAUUUGCGGAUCCAGCUUUCAAAGCUUUCCAGGAAAAAGUCAACAAUCAUGAAGGUGCUAUUAAAGCUAUAAUGGCUUUGGGAGAAGUGAUGAAGACCAAAGGAUUCGAUACAUCGAAACAACCGUCAAUGACUCAGAUGGCGAAGAUGGCAAUGGAUAAAGAAUUAAGAGAAGCUGCUCAAACGUUGAUGUCCGAAUUACAGAAGGCGGGUGUAGAUCCAAAGGAGGCGAUGGAGAUGUUCCAAAAAGCAAAUUCAGGUCAAUUGUAA